ACUCCAGUUGCUCUCGAUGUGAGCCCCAAUGAACUUCUGAGUUUUCAGGUCCUUCUUUUUCCGCGGAUUUUCUAAUUAAAAGCGAGAAAGCCAGCGCGCAGAGAGGAUGCAGCAGACAAGACUGGUGAUGCUGUCAAGGUCACUCAUCUGUACGGGACAAUUUAGUACUCAGACAUAACUUUGAAUUCGUCAACUCCGCAAGAAUUUUGAUUGGAUUUUUUACGCAUUUUAAAAAUAUAUAUAUAAUAUUUUGGUCUUCUGAGAUCCGCCUCCUCCCUCCCCUCCGGGCAGUGCGUCUCCACUGCACCGCCAUGUGUGCGCUGCUGCCGGCUUGGCUGUGCUUGCUGCUCGGCUUCCUGCCACUGGAGAUCCACUCCCGGGCUUUGACUCUGCAGAGCCUCACUCACAGACAAAGGUUGAGUUUACCCAGAGUGUCUAAAUACCCAAAGUCAUCUUACAACGCCAUCAUGCCCACUGCGUCUGACCUCUCCGUUGCCAUUGACAACCACAUCACGCAGGGAGAGAGACAUAUCAUCUGGAGGGCCCGGCUCCACAAAGAGCCCCCGCCGAGGUUGUCCGACCCGUUGCUUGACCAGAGUGAUAAUGUGCUACAGGAAGAGCCAGCCUGGCAACGUGGGUCACGGGGUCGUCGCCAUGCCAACAGUGGCGGCGGAAGGGGCCACGGACAUCUCAUGAGGGUCGGGUGUGUCCUGGGCACCUGUCAGGUUCAGAACCUCAGCCACCGUCUCUACCAGCUGAUUGGACAGAGCGGGAGAGAAGACUCCUCCCCCAUUAACCCUCGCAGCCCUCACAGCUACGGCUAAGACCACACCUCGAAUCUAGCCAGGCGCCUUUUAUUGACAAACGUUGACAAGUUACCCAGGUCCUUUGUUGCAUCAGUAAACAUAAUCGCUGGCUGGAUUAUGUUUUUUGAGUGAGUGAAGAGCUACCUUUAUAUAAAUCACAGGGAGGUGGUCAGAGUGGACAGCAAGCAUACAAAGCGUCACAUAUUGGUGUGUUCAGUAACUUGCCAGGUACACUAAUUAACAACAUUUUCUCAUUAUAUUAAUAGAAAAUGUCAGUCUCUCAAAACAUAUUGGCUGUUCCAAAUUAGUAGUAUAUACAGGUAAUUUCUAGGUAACAACCCUGGUCAUCAAUCAGUGAUGUCAACAAUCGAUCAAACAAUGAUGAAGAUGAAGAUAAUUAUGGUUUAAUUUGGGGUCUUAUAUUUGUAGUUUUGAGUAUCAUUCUUAUUGGUAAUAACAUUUUCUUUACAUUACACAAUAACAUUGUACUAAGAUCUUGGAGUGGGGCAACAUUGCUAAAAAGAAGUCAGACCGUGCAAGAAACACAAUCAGACAGAUUUUAAAUAAAUCUCCAGGUCGGCCAAACAGGGCGAACAAAGGGGAAUUAUCACCCAAAGUACACCUGCUCAGACACAGUUACUAGUUUGCCAACAUAGCGGAGCAUUUAGCAGCUAAAGCAUGUCCAUUGUAUUUUUUGUACUACGGUAUAAGAUAGCCAGAAGUAAACAUGCCAGCAGCCCCACGUGACCCUUACUUUGCAGUUUGUAUCGGUGCCUCAAGAGACAUCCCACAGUUUACAGGCCAACAGUUAGGUUUUUACCUCCAGAAUAAAGUGGUUUAGAUAAACCGGCUAAACUUUUAGCUUGUGUGAUCAGUUGACUGAGAAGACACAUUGGGUUUCUUGCGCCAUCAGACUCUGAUGUAUAGAUGUUACCAUGUUCCCAGAUCUAAGCAGUUCUCUGGUGAGUACAAUGUUAUAAUAACCUGUGGAUGAUGAUGGUAAAUACGAUGAAAAUAAGUUAUAAUAAACCAGUAUAUCUGUAUUUUUCACAUCAUGUUUCCUUAAAGAAGUGUUAUUGCCCAUUACCACCACUUAACUGCGGUGAAACGAGUCCUAGGGUUUUUAGGAUUUAUAUAGUAACUACCAUUGAGACAGUAUAUAUAAACAAGAAGAACUGUGAUCCAGAGAAGCCUCUUUAAAACUGGCCUACCUGACUAAUGUCUACUAUCGUCAUCAAUGGUGAUCCUGCUGAUCUGAAUUUACCUGAGCUCCGAGCUAAUCCACGCUGUUCCUUAAAAGCACCUUCAGCUCCCUCUGCGAACAAGUAGCUUUACUUCACUGGGGACAGAAACCAAGAAUAACCUCCAAUCAAACCCAGUUAACCCUUCACCCAAAACCCCACAGUGCGCACAGUUAAAAUAACCACUAACCCUAAUCCAUCAACUGUCUGUAUGCUUCUUAACAGAUAGCUUGUCCCUUAACAAGUAAACCAGAAAGAGGACAACUACGCUGUAGAGUGAUUUUUUACCUGCAAACUGCAUUAUUCUGAUAAGUCUGUUUUUGAGCCUUAAUUGGUUUCAUCAUUUGCCUUAUAUUGUUUUGCCUAUCACCUAUACAAAUUAAGCAUUAUGGUAAAUGUUGACUAUUAAAGUGUUAUUUGAAACCUUAUAGUCGUAGUCCCUAUAGAAUGAUGCUAGUUCAUUAUAACUGCAGUUUCAGUAGUUGUUCUUACUGGUUAAACGUUAAUAGGAAUGCAUAAAAGCACUUUAUUGUUCUUUACAUUCAGUAUGACUUGAAUUUUAAAAAUGUGUUAUUUAACUUAAAGUAAAUGAGAUCGUUUUGCUGUAAAUAUCCCACGUUACUAAAUCUUUCAUGUCCAUGAGUUCCUUCAAGGUACAAGUGUCCUUUUGUAAAACCGCCUGUGUUGCUUUCAUCUAAUACUUUGUUUUUACAGUAGCAGAGUUGUGUAAUAAAACUCCAGUCAAACCUC
Molecule: messenger RNA, 2797 nt
Organism: Dicentrarchus labrax (European seabass)
Lineage: Eukaryota; Metazoa; Chordata; Actinopteri; Moronidae
Gene: adm2b
Product: adrenomedullin 2b
Exons: 2
Coding region: 312-824 (170 amino acids)
Biological process (GO): regulation of systemic arterial blood pressure; adenylate cyclase-activating G protein-coupled receptor signaling pathway; positive regulation of heart rate
Cellular component (GO): extracellular region
Molecular function (GO): hormone activity
Source: RefSeq, a predicted model, not a curated record